This is a messenger RNA of Tarenaya hassleriana, 2311 nucleotides long. Its product is annotated as auxin efflux carrier component 1. The record is from RefSeq and is a predicted model, not a curated record. Gene Ontology annotation, biological process: auxin polar transport; auxin export across the plasma membrane. Lineage: Eukaryota; Viridiplantae; Streptophyta; Magnoliopsida; Brassicales; Cleomaceae. Gene Ontology annotation, cellular component: plasma membrane; endoplasmic reticulum. Gene Ontology annotation, molecular function: auxin efflux transmembrane transporter activity. The transcript is spliced from 6 exons. Bases 114 to 2009 code for a protein of 631 amino acids.
CCUCCACCUCCACUGCUCCCAAAGUACACUCUUCACUUCCCCGAAAAAAAAACUUUUUUUUUCUCCUCUCUCUCUCCCAGAAAAGCUCCGACGGAUAAACAUCGCCGGAGAAGAUGAUAACGGGGACGGACUUUUACCAUGUGAUGACGGCGAUGGUCCCUCUGUACGUGGCCAUGAUCCUCGCUUACGGAUCAGUGAAGUGGUGGAAGAUCUUCACUCCCGACCAAUGCUCCGGCAUCAACCGCUUCGUCGCUCUCUUCGCCGUCCCUCUUCUCUCCUUUCACUUCAUCGCCGCUAACAACCCUUACGCCAUGUCCCUCCGCUUCCUCGCCGCCGACACCCUCCAGAAGAUCAUCGUACUCUGUCUCCUCUUCCUCUGGUCCAAGCUCAGCCGCCGCCAUGGCUCCCUCGACUGGACUAUCACCCUCUUCUCUCUCUCCACUCUCCCCAACACCCUCGUCAUGGGCAUCCCCCUUCUUAAGGGCAUGUAUGGCGAUUUCUCGGGAUCUCUCAUGGUUCAGAUCGUCGUUCUUCAGUGCAUCAUCUGGUACACUCUGAUGCUCUUCUUGUUCGAGUUCCGCGGAGCGAGGCUUUUGAUCUCCGAGCAGUUCCCCGACACUGCGGGUUCCAUUGUCUCUAUCCAUGUCGACUCGGACAUCAUGUCCCUCGACGGUCGGCAACCCCUCGAAACUGAGGCUGAGAUCAAAGAAGACGGGAAGCUUCACGUCACGGUGCGCCGCUCGAACGCGUCCAGAUCGGAUAUUUUUUCCCGGCGGUCUCAGGGACUAUCCUCGGCGACUCCUCGGCCAUCGAAUCUCACCAACGCCGAGAUUUACUCUCUCCAGAGCUCUCGGAACCCGACGCCUCGUGGGUCGAGCUUUAACCACACGGAUUUCUACUCCAUGAUGGGAGCCGCCGGUGGCCGGAGCUCCAACUUUGGCCCCGGAGAUGCCGUGUUCGGUUCUCGCGGACCCACCCCUCGACCAUCGAACUUCGAGGACGAUGGGGCAAAAGGCGCCGGUGCGACGGCGGGCGGUGGCGGAGGAGGAGGAGGAGGAGCCGGGAGGUUCCAUUACCAGGCCGGCGGCGGCGGAGGAGGAGCUCAUUAUCCGGCACCGAAUCCGGGGAUGUUUUCGCCGCAGACCCUCGCCGGAGCUGCGGCGAAGGGGAAUGCUCCGGUGGCCGGAGGAAAGAGGCAGGACGCGAACGGGAGGGAUCUUCACAUGUUCGUGUGGAGCUCGAGCGCUUCGCCGGUGUCCGACGUAUUCGGCGGCGGCGGCGGCGGCAACCAUGUGGACUUCCACCACAACCACAAGGACGUGAAGAUCGCUGUCCCUCAGGGGAACCACACUGAUGACAAUCACCAGCAGUACAUGGAGAGGGAAGAGUUCAGUUUCGGAAACAGAGGAGGAGACAGCAACACAAACGAUGACAGCAAAGUUCUGGCUGCUGAUGGGAACAACAUCAGCAGCAAAACACAACAGCUGCAGCCACCUAAGGCGAUGCCCCCGACAAGUGUGAUGACCAGACUCAUUCUCAUUAUGGUUUGGAGAAAACUCAUCAGAAACCCCAACACUUACUCCAGCUUGUUCGGCAUCACCUGGUCCCUCGUCUCCUUCAAGUGGGACGUCCAAAUGCCAGCGAUAAUCGCCAAGUCCAUUUCCAUACUCUCAGAUGCAGGUCUAGGCAUGGCUAUGUUCAGUCUUGGACUGUUCAUGGCGUUGCAACCAAGAAUAAUAGCGUGUGGGAACACAAGAGCGGCCUUUGCGGCGGCGAUGAGAUUCUUGGCCGGACCGGCGAUCAUGGCCGCCGCUUCCUUCGCCGUCGGCCUCCACGGCGUCCUCCUCCGUGUCGCCAUCGUCCAGGCAGCUCUCCCCCAAGGGAUUGUACCGUUUGUCUUCGCCAAGGAGUACAAUGUGCAUCCUGACAUUCUUAGCACUGCAGUGAUAUUCGGGAUGUUAAUCGCGUUGCCGAUAACGCUGGUCUACUACAUCCUCUUGGGGAUAUGAGGUUAGGAGAGAGUGGAGGAGGAUUUGGGAUCUUUUGGCAAUAUACUCUUUUUUGGAAAAUGCAGCAAUUGGAAUCUUUCUUGAGAGGAGGAGGGUGUUGGAAAUUAGUGACAUGUCCUUUUUUUUUUUUUUUUGGUUUCAUCUUACAAUUUUAAUUGAAGAUUUGGGUAUUUUUUAUAUUAGAAGUAGGAAUCUGUAAAAUGUUGGCCCUCUUUUUUUUUUUUUAAAAAAAAAAAACUAAUUUUCAUGGCUGCCUACAAGAGAAAAGAAAAAAAGAUGGACCCAUCCUGAGUUUCAUUCAA